Messenger RNA from Strongylus vulgaris, 270 nucleotides. The record is from the annotation of a GenBank genome assembly. NCBI's taxonomy places the organism in Eukaryota, Metazoa, Nematoda, Chromadorea, Rhabditida, Strongylidae.
AUGGAAGUAUAUAGAGAAACAAAGAGAGCUACAUGCGGCUUUUCUGGAUAUGGAGGAAGCUCUCGACAAGACGUAGACAUCCAAUGGACAAAAAUGAUCUAUCACGGAGCCACGAGUCAUGUGCAAACUGCGGCAGGGCAGUCAAAUCUAUUCCGCAUAAAAAAAGGCUACAUCAGGGAUGGUGCUCCCUCCUCUAUUCUUCACCACAGCCAUGGACGCGUGACGGAAGAUCUUAUCCGACGGCUCCAUGGGCUCUCCUAUAUCGGAUGA